AUGAGACGUACCAGAUCCAAAGCCGCUGAUGUCUACAAACCCUAUCUAAAGAAGUAUAAAAUAACGGAGAAGACGCGAUAUAAUGAGCUAUUGAUAGUAGUGGAUAAUCAACUGGUUAGUCUUGCAGGCAUGGACUGUAGUUCUGUUAUUAUUUAUAAUUCGGUAAAAUCAAAAAGAGGUAAAAGCCGUCGGUAAACCGUUUGCUGGAGUCAAGAAUGAAAUUGCCAAUAAAACGAGCUCAACGUCUAUUUGGUUGUAAAAUUGAGAUCUCGCAUAAACAACGGGCUUAAGCAUUUAUCAGACGAGCAAAGGCGGAGGUACGAGCGGGAAGAGGCCAUGUUUUGAUCCUUUCAUCCAUUGGCUGAUAAAACAAGUAACGAACACUUAUUUUUCAAGGUCAUACGAAAAUCUCUCUAUGAAGCUCAAACACACUAGUUGCGUUACAACAACUAUUCUCACUAGGUAGAAAAAUACUCUAUAAACUUUUACUUUGUUAUUUUAGUAUAAAAAACUCGAAGAGGAUGAAGAUGCCGUCAGACGCAAGGUGGAAACGUUGGUCAACGUUGUUGACGGAGUAAGUUUCCUUCAUAGAUGUAACUGGGAGGCUUGUGAGCCUUCCGGGAAAAAGUUGGUUGUGGAAUCCUGAAUAUGGGAAAUAUUUCCUUGUGGAAUCCGGAAUCCUGGGUUCUGGAAUCCGGAAUACAGUUCAAGAAAUUCGGGAUCUUAUUAAAGAUUACAAUCCCGAAUCCAAGUAUCACUGAGAAAAACAGGAAUCCAGUACCUGGAACCCGAAACCGCAGCGUGGAAUCCAGAAUCCAAGAUUGUCUUAGAUCCCUUACAUCGAAAACGUGUAAAGUGUGAUGCAACAUUCCUGCAAAACGAGUUGAAAAAAAACUCCUGCGCAUUUUGAAGUUCAAACUCGGGUUGUUGCAAGUUGCGUAAAUACUGACUUCUAAUUGGAUAAAACCACGCGGUUGUCACGCUAUACGCGGAAGUUGCGUCACCUGCUGUUAAACAAGUUUGCCUUGGCCCGGUAAAACGCCCAAUAUGUACAGAUUGUGUUGCAAAGAGUAGAACUGUUCUCUACUUUCUGCAACAGCUUUUCGCAACCUGCGACAACCUAAUUGUUGCAAUGCCGGUGUGAUUUGUGCGGGAUAAGACGCGCAACAUAGCUAUUUGACUCGUUUUGCAGCAAUGCUGCCAGACAAGUUACACGUUUAAUUUUUGUUGCCCGUUUUACCUUAUAUACAAGAUGAUGACUUGAAGUUAACGUAAAACCUUUCUCUUUAAUAAGCAAAUCCCGAAAUCUAGCAGGUUUUGAUCGUAUAUCCUUCCGUUUAAAUCGAGAAAAUUAAGCUCUUUUUUACUACACUCCCAAAAUACGGUCUCUAAUUUUCGCAAAAUUAACCACGCACGCUGAAAAUGUAAACAAUUACUGCAAGUUUGAGUAGUUUGUUACCGCAUGGGGCUUCAAUAAAGUCCCCUUUUCACUAUUGAAACGACUUUUUAUUUAAGCAAACGAGUUUCAAUUUAACGCCUUUUCUCUACUUUGAAAUAUUUUCACUACGACCUAGCUCUGAUCUACAUCGAAACAAUUAGUUGUCUCAUUUCUAUGCCUAUCCCAAAUUGUAUCACUUGAAAACCUUUACAGCAGUGGUGCCAACUAUAUACGCGAUAGAGGACAGCAGUUCAAUUUUUCUACUUUUUUGUUUUCAUUUUUAUUUUCCUUUUUUUCAUUUCAAUUCACGCCUUAUGGGAUUCAGUCUAACUGUGUGUUUUUUUCUUUCUUACUUUUCAAGAUUUACCGGGAGAUAAAUAUCCAGAUUGUCUUGGCGGGGUUAGAGAUCUGGACAAUUCGCGACCAAUUUAAGCGGUCAGCAGAUGCUGGGGUUGAUCUCAGUAACUUCAAAAACUAUCGAAACAAACAUUUAAGGAAAAAAAUUCCUCACGACAACGCCCACUUACUGAGGUUUGCAAUUAUCUCUAGAAACACCAAGGCUGAGUGUCAAUUGAUAGCCUGCGAACGGCAGACGUUUCUCCUCGCCCAUCGCCAUUGAGGGAAGUUUCGCGAGGAGGAACGUCUACGACUCAGCGACAGAAAUUCCAUACUGAUGACGUAAAUCAAUGUUUACAAAUAAAUCAGGUAGUCAUGGGUUCGAAAUGCAAACUUGUUCUAUUUCUUCUGGUCGAUUUUGGAAAAGUGUUGUGUUCAUCUGCGAAUGAGCUCCAGCUAAGGGACUGUGAUUAUCAGGAGGGGGCGCUGAAAAACUAGAGUUAUCUAGCAAAAACUUAGACAGUACCCCCCCUCCAAACAAAAGAAAUUAGUUCUAACCCCCCUCUGUUAUGUUAAAAAUAACAUCGCAAAACUUAAGGCCCCCCCUCCGUCAAAUGACUGAUUUUACUUUGAGCCCCCCUAUCUUGGCAGCAAUUUUAUGUAAUGCCCCCUCUAGUUUUUCAGCCCCCCCACUUCUGGUAAUUAUUAUCACAAUCCCUAAACUCAAAUGUUUCUUCUAGAGAAGACCAUAUGCCGCCUUUUUUGUCUUUUGUGGUCAUAAACAUUGACUGUUUUGUUAGAUAUUCAUCGACCGUUUCGGACAGAUUUUGAUCAGUAUGGAAUUUUGCCGCGAAAAGAAAUGUCUGCCGUUCGCAGGCCAGGCCAAGUUGUCUGUUCAGUAAGAAAACGGUCAUUGGGGUCAUUGGGGGUCACACGACCCGAAGUUGAUCCGAGUUACUGUGGCGUAAGAGCGCCUAGCAUAGGAUAAUUGCUAACCCCACCUCCCUUCCUCUUGGAUGGGAUGUUGGUUGAUCAAAAGUUACGCCUAGCAGUAUAUGGCUGGUACUAUUAUCACCCUUUCCAGCAUACUUUGCGACAAGCUAAACGUUCCCAUGGUCCAUUGCGCGAUACUCCUUGAUCGCUCAAGGAGUCGCAGCCCGGGUGGGGGGGGUUCUCCCCAUAAUGGCCUAUAUGGGGAAGUUUCGCCCGACAAGGUACUAAACAAGGUAUGUGAAAGGGGUGCCAUUUUUCAACAGAAGGUAUACGAAAGGGGUACCUUUUUCGUGAAAAAUGGUAUAUAAAACUGGUAAGGGGUUGGACGUCGGGGCGGAGCCCCCCUUCCCCGCCCCUUCCCCCGGGAGUUGCAGUCGUGUUUUCUAUCAAACACUUGAGACGCUUAGGAAAGAGACAGCACCUGGGUGCAGAGAAACAAAGUGGAGCAGAGUUUGUUGUCGAAGAAAACAACUUGAUGGCAUGGUUUGCACUGAAUCCUUUUAACGUCCACAUUCCUCCUCGUUAAUGACCGCGAGGGUUGGUUUUCCUGUGUAAGGCUUAUAAUUUUCAGGUUUUGCGAUAGUCUUUCAAGUCAGAGUCACGUGUCAAAUCGUUCCCCGGCCUCAGGUUAAAUAUACGAAAUUAUGCAUUUAACUUGAAGUGAAACAUGGGAAGAAAUAUUAUUUUACACUCCUUUCCCUUUGGAUACCUAAUGAUUAAAGAAGUCCUUUAAGAGAGUCUCAAUUGGGUCAACUGUCAGCCGUCAAACGGCCGAAAAUUCAACCAUCAACCGUCAAAAAUGAUCAAAGAUUAGCAUCAACCGUCGAAACUUUUCAAGCCUGAAGGUAUCUCAAAUCGUACUAUUUCAGCUGAUCUUCACGGACGUCGGGCUCCAGAAGAAUCUCUAAUUUGGAAAACUCAGUUCCCCUGUUCCCAAAAACACGUUCUCUAGACAGUACAAGACGUUACAAUUUGCUUAAAUCUGAAAAUGUUUCGAAAUUUCAACAGUAAAAGGCCAAGAUAGCCUGCGAGACACAAGGUUUGAUAUUAAUUUACGUAGAAGCUAACGUUAUUAAUAAUCACAGGAGUUCAGGCUUCAGGAGUAAUCAUCGAUCGUUUAUUGCGACAGUGCUGUUUAGUAUGGUCCGAAAUUGUAGGACCACACUCAUCAGGCCAUUUCAUUACGUAUUAUUCAUUCAAAAUAUUUCCCCUAUUCUGAUUAGCUAAAAGAACACAUUUAAUUCACCAUAACCAUCUACUGAUGACCAAAUUUGGAAGAACUUUGCGAUUAAUCAACCGAUGACGUCAAAAGUGCAGCCUCCUUGCAGGUUAAUACACCGUUAACCGAGAGGACCUGGGGACGAGGCUGAGUUGUUUUGGUUGUGAAAACAAAAUGGCAGACAUUUCAUUCGUUUCAAGAGUAAAAACUAGGCGAAAAAAUAAUUAGUAAAAACAUGGCAAGAACAGCAAGAAGCCAACUCGAAGGGCGACAUCUGUUAUUUCGUAGAAUUUUUGCGGAGCUGAACAACCCUAAACGUGCACAAUCGAGGAUGAACUUAACAUCAAAGGAGGUAAGUAUGUUUUAGCAAUGUUUUUAAAAUAGGAAUUAUUUUGAAUGAAUAAUAAAACAAUUAUUGAAGUCGGCUUUCGCAUCAUAUGAAGAAUUAUGAAGAUCUCGGGGUGUUAUCCGCCUCGGCCUACGGCCUAACACCCUUCUUCUCUAAGAUACUCAGCCUCAUUCAUUAAUUGUCAAUUAGGCACUUGGACUAAAUUUUCACUUAAUAACCGUUAAAAGCAGUAAAAUUCAAUCUUUAACCGUUAACCUUCAAAGCUACCACUCACAUUGAUACCCUCCUUCCACUUAGGUAAAUUACAUUACUGGGCACAAGGAAAUUAAAUUAAGUUAUUCUUGUCUCCAUACCGUAAAUAAGCCUUAAAUGAUAAACUGUUUCUCACAGUAAGACCAAUUGAUUCAACUAUUCAUGUCAUGGGCAUGGCCGGUUACAGUAAGCUCAUAAACGGACUACUAGCGGUUGCCAGUGGCGCCUUGUAUACUGAAGUCCGAGCUUACUGUUUACAUGUUAAUAUAUAAAGAGGGCGCGUCUUGUCGCGCGUCUUGUUGUCCUCUAAUCCACGACAUUACAUUACAUUAGAUUACAUUACAAAAUGAUAAAGCUGCAGUCAACGAUACUCUUCUCGUUUCAGUUGGAACCAAUGGCCAGGCAUUGGAGGUAUGGCUUGGAUGUUUGCGACUUGCACGGAUAAUUCAGUUGGUAUAAAUGAUGUAAGUGAUCUCUACUAUAUGUUUAUUCCUUUCCUUGUGUGCGAGUAGAUGCCCCUUCGCCCCGAACCGCCGACGCCCCCUCCCGUCCCCCACGCAGUCGCGCUCUCCCUAACCGCUAAGGCCAGAAACUAGGGCUUAGGACGUCUUUUUUUCGGUAUCGAUUACGGAAUUUUUUUGUUAUUUAUUUUCCUUAGUUGUUCAAACGUUGGAUAGCGGUACUAAUGUAAUAGGAAAUCCAAUUGCUUUAUCCGUGAAUAGAGAUUUAUCUAGUGAAUAUGGGUUAUCCACCUUUCGAACAUGGGCAACUUUAGCACGUUUAAUUUCUAAGAAAUUUAAAUUAAUUUCCUAAGAAAGCACAUUAAAUGGAGCCAUACGUCGGUUAUACAUCUCUCACCAUUACUUUUAAAAAUUAUUUCUGCAUAUAUCAUGAGAAAAACUUGGCUUAGGAUAUUAAGCGGUUCCAAAUGCAGCAAAAAAAAAUUAACACUUCUUACAUCGCAAGGUUAAAGCAUACUUUUUUUUUGUAAACUAUUUACUUGAAUCGGAAUUUUAAUAACGAUCGAACAUCCAAGAUCGCGGCUAUUUUGAAUAACGGAACAGUUUCCCAGCUGUUCAUUAGCCGGUGGAGUUCGUCGCAUUAACCUCUUACUAUCCGACCGCGAGGGCUGAAGUGGGUACUAUUAGCCCGAGUCGAAACAAUACGGCCCGAGCGAGGCUAUGUGAACAGAGACCCUAUCCGUUAUGGUUUCCGUGUUGGCGCAACAUGCUAUCCGGUUUAGAGUGAACAGAGUGUCAUAGCCCACAAGUUAAAAACAGACCCAUUCAUGCAACCUACCACACAAUCACAGAAUCGACCAUCUAAGUUUAAAAUAGCUUUAGAAGAACCUAAGAGGCUGAAACAAACGGGAGGCACGUGGGGGCAACAUUAAAGAAGAUUAACCCUUUAAGCCCUCAGAGUGAUCAGCAUCCAAUUUCUCCUUGAGAUAUCAAUGCUUUGUAAAACAGAGUGGUCAUGAGAAUUACGGACAUGAUCACACAAGAUGAAUUUGCUUGCCGGAUAUUCUAUCAACUUCUCCCCACUACUAUACUGUAGAGAAUAAGUAGGGGUAGGAAAUGAGAAUUUUGAUCUUAGGGUCUAAAGGGUUAUUACAGAUUGCAGACUAUAGGUUGUUUUCUGCAUUUCAGUGGAAUUCGGGUGAAAUAGGAAGAGAUUUGGGACCUUAUGAUGCAUUGGCACAUGAAAUGGGACACAACUUUGGAUUUGAUCAUGACGAUGGUAAUGUGUACAAAGAUUGGUUAUGAUAGGUUUUCUACCACUUGCACAAUAAUUUGCCAAAUCAUCAUAAUUAUAGUAAAUUUUCAUAAAUUUAUCCUCUCUUGGACAUGUUGGAGAUAAUGAUUUCGGAUAAAUAUUAGGAAGACUCGCUUUAUAUUAUAAUUUCAACAUCCUGGGCUUUACAACAAUUGAACAGCAACGCUGUAGUUAUAUCCCGUACUUUGCGCUUACGCAGUUCGUUCGUUUUUCACCAUGCGUUUGGUCGGACAAGCUUGUUUCGUUUUACUGCUCAAAAUUCGCCUUCUUAACUCUCGGACGAACACGCAAAGUCAUGCUCCCACCGUGGAACAAAGGGGAGGGGUUGAUGGACCCCCCUCCCCCUUGCGUCUUUUAAAUUUGCCUUCAGUGGAAGGCCUUUGAUCUUCUCUACAAGACGAGGUAUAUUUUGUGGAUGGUGGGGCUGCUGGAAGUCUGUGA
Molecule: messenger RNA, 6804 nt
Organism: Porites lobata
Lineage: Eukaryota; Metazoa; Cnidaria; Anthozoa; Scleractinia; Poritidae
Source: the annotation of a GenBank genome assembly